GCCAACAAAUUAAACACAGAUCGUGUGUAAACAGUUUGCAGACUUUGAAGUGCAAUAAGUACAUAAAACUGUUUCUAAAUGUCAGAAUAUACGACAAAACCAUUCCUAAGACAUGCCGGAUGGGCUUUGUUUUUAUCUCUUUUUCUUAUCUUUGGCUCAGGUUGUGUGAGCCGAUAAGGGCGGGUCUGGUGGUUGUCCAUUGUGAUGUCACCAAAAAUGAAAAAGAAAUAAAAGGAACAUUUCAGAUGAAAGCUCAAAGCGUUGUUUCAUCUUGACAAUUGGCUCAAGUUAGACUUUUCAACGUCGUACGAGCAGGAGUCUGUUUGAGGAGUGCCGGGAUGGGAGUUGUCGAUAGCAACCCUUGGAUGAAUGUGCAUUCUGUUUCCGCACAUGGGAACAAAGCGACGAGGGCAUUUCAGUACCAUCGGUUGGUAUAUUGUUUGAAAUGAAAAAAGGAGAGCACUUGUUACGUAGCAUCAUGGGCUGAGUGACAAAAUAGGCCAGAGCAACAAUGCGCCAUCAUCAACCAGCGCCAGCCAAUUUUGACAGCGCUUGCCCGAUGGUGUUGUUUCCAGGCAACACGCCGUGCAGCAGUGCAGUACGGCUUUCCUUGGAUGCCAGCCAGAGGCUGAUUGUUGCCGCACCACGGAGGGCGAGCGAGGCAUGAUGGAACUGCAGCAGACUAACGCAGUCAAAAGCCAGCAUGCAGGUACGCCGAAACAAGGUGCCACGGUCAGCUUCCACGAUAUACACUACAAGGUGACACAGACCGCAGGAUGUUUGUGCUGGAGGAAGACCACCACCAAAGAGAUCCUCAUUGACCUCAAUGGGAUCAUGAAGCCUGGCCUCAACGCCAUCAUGGGAGCAACUGGCAGUGGAAAGUCAUCGUUCCUGGAUGUUUUGGCCGCCAGGAAGGAUCCUGCAGGUCUGUCAGGUGAAGUCCUCAUUGACGGUGCCCCUCAGCCGCCUGACUUUAAAUGUCUGUCGGGAUACGUGGUGCAGGAUGACGUGGUGAUGGGAACACUGACAGUCAGAGAGAACUUCAGCUUCUCGGCGGCACUCCGUCUCCCAUCCAGUGUUUCCCAGGCCGUCAAGGAGCAGAAAGUGGUCCAACUGAUUCAGGAGCUUGGACUGAGCCGCGUGGCCGACUCUCGGGUGGGCACCCAGCUGAUUCGCGGCAUCUCCGGUGGCGAGCGGAAGCGCACCAACAUCGGCAUGGAGCUCAUCAUCGACCCGCCCGUUCUAUUCCUGGAUGAACCCACGACCGGGUUGGAUGCCAGCACCGCCAACUCCGUGCUGACGCUGCUCAAAAGGAUGGCCAACAGCGGGCGCACCAUCAUCCUGUCCAUCCAUCAACCUCGCUACUCCAUCUACCGCCUCUUUGACAGCCUCACCCUGCUAGUCAAUGGCAGACAGGUGUACCACGGCCCGGCACACAGCGCACUGGACUACUUUUCGGAAAUCGGGUAUGUCUGCGAGCCUCACAACAACCCUGCCGACUUCUUCCUGGACGUCAUCAACGGGGACUCCACCACAAUUGCCGUGGACGGAGAAGAUGCAGACUCCAUGUUGAAAUCCAGGCAGAGAAUCGAGGACAAACUGGUGGAGGAAUACAGAACCUGUUCUGACUUCAACCGGACCAAAGCCGAGUUGGAGAGAAUUAUCCAAGGUAAGAAGACAAGCCGGUCCACUCCCUCCAGAACCAUCACCUACAAUACCGGCUUCCUGACGCAGUUCCGCUGGGUUCUUAAGAGGACAUUCCGCAACCUCCUGCUCAACCCGCAGACCUCCAUUGCUCAGGUCGCAGUUACGUUGUUCCUGGCUCUGGUUGUCGGAGCCAUUUUCUUCAACGUCCAGGAAGACCAGAGCGGGAUCCAAAACAGAUUCGGCGCCCUCUUCUUCAUCACCGUCAACCAGUGUUUCAGCUCCCUGUCUUCGGCCGAGCUCUUCAUCGCGGAGAGGAAACUCUUCAUUCACGAGUACAUCAGCGGCUACUACAGAGUGUCUGUCUACUUCCUGUCCAAGAUCCUGUCCGACAUUCUCACGUUGAGGACCAUCCCUGCAAUUGUGUUCAGCUGUGUGGCCUACUUCAUGAUUGGGCUGAAGCCGACGGCAGAGGCGUUCUUCCUCUUCAUGUUCACCGUGACUCUGGUGGCGUAUACCGCCACCGCCAUGGCACUGGCCAUCUCCGCCGACCAGACAGUGGUGGCCAUCGCCAACAUCUUCAUGACCAUCGCUUGCGUCUUCAUGAUGAUCUUUGCAGGCUUGCUGGUCAAUCUCCCUUCCAUCGUCAGCUGGCUGGCUUGGCUGAAAUACUUGAGCAUACCACGCUAUGGUCUCGGUGCUUUGCAGGUGAACGAGUUCUAUGGGUUGGACUUCUGUCGCGGCCUAAACAGCAGCAUCGUGCCACCGGGGACAAUUUGCAGGGGCCAGGACUUCCUGGACGAGCAAGGUGUGGAAUACUCGACUUGGGGCUUCUGGCAGAACCACGUGGCCCUCGGAAUCAUGACCGUGUGCUUCCUCACCAUCGCUUACCUCAAACUGCGCUUCAUCAGGAAGUUCACUUAGAGUGGCUUGGACA
Hippocampus comes (tiger tail seahorse) is the source of this 2581-nucleotide messenger RNA. RefSeq names its product ATP-binding cassette sub-family G member 2-like. Gene Ontology annotation, biological process: transmembrane transport. Bases 664 to 2568 code for a protein of 634 amino acids. The transcript is spliced from 20 exons. Gene Ontology annotation, cellular component: plasma membrane. Lineage: Eukaryota; Metazoa; Chordata; Actinopteri; Syngnathiformes; Syngnathidae. Gene Ontology annotation, molecular function: ATP binding; riboflavin transmembrane transporter activity; efflux transmembrane transporter activity. The record is from RefSeq and is a predicted model, not a curated record.